Messenger RNA from Carassius carassius (crucian carp), 4586 nucleotides. Its product is annotated as serine/arginine repetitive matrix protein 2-like. Gene Ontology annotation, molecular function: RNA binding. Bases 263 to 3532 code for a protein of 1089 amino acids. NCBI's taxonomy places the organism in Eukaryota, Metazoa, Chordata, Actinopteri, Cypriniformes, Cyprinidae. Gene Ontology annotation, biological process: regulation of cell cycle; regulation of mRNA splicing, via spliceosome. The record is from RefSeq and is a predicted model, not a curated record. The transcript has 8 exons.
GAUACGUAGACAGGCGAGCGAAGAAGUCUUGGGGUCCUGUUUCGUGUGUUUCUGGGAUACUGGCGGACUGACUGCUCUCUGAAAGUCAUGGCGACCAACAGCGAGCAACUGUCCCUAUGCUUCGUAACUGAUGCAAAUCAAGAAGUCCACAGCGAAAAGUGAAAACAGAGGGUUAACGCAUUUCGUGUCCAAUUUACAGAGCAAAGACUACAGUAAUAAUCUCAAAAACUAAGACUGGGAUUCAGUUAAAUCAGUUUUUAAAAUGGAGUGUGCCGUAGACACCGGUCCUGAUGAUGGGCCAUCUGAUACUGCUGUUCCAUAUGAAGCCAUUACUGUAAAGGAUGGGAGUGAGACCCCAAAAAAGAAAAACAAGAAACAUAAGAAACACAAAAGUAAGAAGAAACGUAAGAAGCGCAAGGGAGAAAAGGAGAGUAGCUCUGAAUCUGGAGUAGAGUCAGAUGGCGAUUCCCAAACAAGAACGAGCAUGAAAAAAGAUGGCUCAUCUAACCUUGAGGCUGAUGAUCAUGCGAAUGCCACAAAAAAUUGCACAGAAGACCUCAGUGAUGUGGAAGCUGAUGCCAAGGUUAAAAAGCAGAAACAUCGUGUUGGAAAAAAGAAGAAAAAAAGAAGACGGAAAGAGGAGGAAAAGCAGGAGGUUCCAAAAAAGUCCUCAUCUCGCUCAAGAUCGGCGAGUACCUCAGGGUCAGAAUCAGAACCAGACUCCAAACAAUCACAAAAAUUGCAGAUGGCAUCUUUAAAGUUGGACAGGAAGUCGCCUAUUGUUGCAGCUAAAUUUCCAAAAGACAAAUUUAAAGAUAGCACGCCCCAAUUGGAAGAUAAAAAGAGAGGAAUGACUUUGGAUAACACUGAAGAAGAAAGUUUAAAAUUAGAAGGGAUAAAAAAGAUGUCUCCUGAGACUGCACAUGCACUAAUUGCAGAGAGGGACAUAAAAGUGGAAGCUGUUGGUGAACAGGAAAGUUUUGGUAAAGUGCAAGAACUUCCUGAUAUUAUUCCUAAGCAAGAGAAUGUGCACAAAGAGCAAGCUGUGCAGAAGAACAUUUCGAAAGAAGCAAAUGGGAAUCAGAAAGAAAAGAAAAAACAGUCCCUCUCCAGGUCAAGGUCACGAUCGCUUUCAGACACUAAAGGGAAAAAAUCGAAACACAGUCGCUCUAGAACUCCAAAGCAUUCAUCUGGUAAAGUAGGACGUCAUAAUGACAGAUCAUCUUCAAGGGACAGAUCUGUGUCUGCCCCUGGUGGUAAGGAUCGAACAAAAAGAAGCUUGAGGUCUGCAUCAAAACAGUCACCGUCUAAAGUAACAAAGAAAACUGGACGCAGGUCAGAGUCACUCUCUAGAAGAAGAGCAUAUCGCUCAGACUCAAGGUCCCGCACAAGGACCAAAAGAUCGAGGACUAGGUCUCCACAACGUGGUCAUCGCUCAAGAUCUAGGUCAACAAGAAGACCAAGACAUUCACGCUCAAGAUCAAAACAAUCUGUUUCUCGGCGGAAGAAUCGGCGCUCAAGAUCACGGUCCGGAUCUGUACGGAGAGGAAGACAGUCAAGGUCCCGCUCUCGAAAGAGGACACCUGUUUCUCGGGCAAGGCGGUCCAGGUCUAGAUCUGUCAAAAGAGCAAGGCGAACUCGCUCAAGAUCCGUUGUGAUUCUUAAGCGAUCUAGAUCACACUUAAGAAAAAAAAGAAGAUCUAGAUCAAGAUCCGCUCGUAGAAGAUCAGGUUCAAGAAGCCCAAGAUGUCGAAGUAAGUCUCGGUCCCCUCAACGCUCCAGGCCCUCCGAGUCGCGUUCUCCUGCAGUCCGUCAAAGGAGGUCAAAAUCUAGGAGCCCUCAUAGCACAAAGUCAGAGUCAGUAUCUCCUCAACGAUGUAAAAGAUCAAAGUCACGGACAUCUUCACAUAAUUCAAAGUCUGAAUCACCAAAAUUAAGAACUAAAAAGCAAAAAAGUAAACGCUCAAGGUCAAUUUCUCAGAGACGCACAUCAAGAUCUAUUUCCAGGGAGCGACAGUCAUCAGAUAGAAGUAUAUCCCCUACCAAGAAAGCACACUCUAAAUCUCCGACUAAAGAGGAAAAUUCCUUAAAGGAUGAGAGUUCAAAAGAAACUAAACAGCAAAUUGUGGAUGCUGUGGAGGAAAAUGUAGAAGUUAAAGGGACAGAAGAGUCAAAUCAUUGGAAACCAGUGUUUACUGAAUGUACAGCUGUGCAAAAUCCAUCAAAUGAAGACACAACAUCAUCAGAAUUUGAGACACAAAAUAAAAAAAUCAAGGAAGAGUCUGAAAAUCUCUCUGAAUGUGAAGAAAUACCAAACCGAUCCAGAUCUUUGUCGUCAGAGCCAGUUCCUCAACAUGGUACUGCAAGAUCAGAUGAAGAUGAUCAAUCAGGGGGCUCACGAUCACCUACACCAAGUAAAGUAAAACAAUCAAAGUCCUCCAACAAAAUGUCACCUGUACGGAGAAAGCGCUCCAGAUCAGUUUCGUUCACACAGAAAAGGCGAUCCAAGUCGAAAUCGGUCAGUAGAAAGAAGAAGUCAAGGUCUCCGGUUAGAAAACGCAAGUCCAGGUCUCCCUCACAUAGUCGUAAAAGGAGGACGAUAUCUCGGUCACCUGUUCGGAAAAGAAGAUCACGAUCAAGAUCAACCAAUCGAAGGGCAAAAUCAAGAUCGAAAUCUCACACAAGAACAAAGCGCUCAAAAUCGAAAUCCCCCAAGCGGAAACGGUCAAAGUCUAGAUCGCCAGCUCGAAAAAGGAGGUCCAAGUCACGUUCCCCUGCUAGAAAGAGAAGAUCUCGUUCACGGUCAAGGGCUCGUCUGUCCCGAUCCAGAAGAUCACGCUCUGUUUCACGUCGUAGGAGACCAGCAUUUCGUGGGCGAUCUUUUGAUAGACGAGAUCGAUGGAAACGUGAACCAAGCCACUCACCAGUUUUGAUUCUCCGUAAGAGGAGGUCCACCUCAAGAUCUCGACGCAGUUCUAGCAAGACGCCACCACGUCUUACUGACCUAGAUAAAGAUCAACUGUUGGAGAUUGCGAAGGCCAAUGCUGCUGCAAUGUGUGCUAAAGCUGGAAUGCCCAUACCUGAAAGUCUCAAGCCGAAGGCAAUUCUACAGUUACCUCUGCCAACCCCAGGUCCAGCCCCCUUGUCUUUGCCUCUACCAUUGCCUGUGCCCAAUUUACCAAUGAAUCUGCCCAUGGGUAUACCAGGUAUGCCUGCAAUGCCAAACAUGACAAUGAACGCUGCCAUGGCAAGUAUGACUGCGGCGACAAUGACGGCUGCUCUCUCAAACAUGGGUGCCCUGGCCUCUAUGCCUCCAAUGCCUCCACUUCCUACCAUUACCAACAAGCCCCCUUCAGCACCAACACCUAAUCUGGCCAGUAUUGAGGAGGUGAAGAGGAAAGUAGCUCAACAAGCUAACAGCAUUAGCAUCAAGGAGUUUACAGAGAAAUGUAAACAGAUCGCAGAGAGUAAGGAGGAGAUGAGUAUUGCACGGCCACAUGUUUCAGAUGAUGAUGAUGAUGAGACACGGUAACCCACUGUCAUUCUGCUGCAUCUCAUAUAUAGUCCUGAUGAUGGUCACCUGUGGCUCGCAAGGAUGAUCUCCGUCAUGUAAAUUAAGCUUUUGUUUGCUCACAGGACAUUUGAGCAUCUGGACACUUGAAGCUACAUUAAUUUCAGUUAUCUUUAAAUGGUCAUUUGUUGGAACAACUGCAAGCUACAGGAAUCUUUUUUUUACCCUAGACUAAAAACUACCAGAGUAGACCAUUCAGUAUGUCUAAAAGUGGAAUAAAGGAGGUAAAGUGUAAAACAGACAUACUAUCUGCCCAGACUGACAGUGAAACUUUUUCAGGCUUGUUUUUACUUUUACUACAUAUGGUGCCUCAUGAUACCAUGAAGAAGGACCUCUGGUAGAUUUUACACAAAGUUAUAGGUGUACCUAAAAGAAGAAACAGAUUUUGGGGUGCAGUUUAGAUCACAGGUCAGGUCUGUUGGUACACAUUUUCAGAGCUUUCUGUUAACAUACAUAGAUAUGAUUAUUUUAGGAGUAUAUUUUCCGUCUUUUAAAAAUUCAUGAAGUGUUAAUCACUUGUUUAAAUACAUUGGUGAAGAGAAUUGUGAUUGUUCCUUAACACUUUUGUGAACUUUUAAAGCAAAUUAAAUGUUGAGGUUCAGAGUUGUUGCUGUACUUGACUGCUAUACUUAACAUGAUGUUUGCAUUGGGGUGCAUUGUAAGGCUUUUGACCACAGACUUUCUUUGAGUUACAUUGGUUAAACCUUGCCGUACUGCUUGCCAAUAACUGGCAUUGUGGUAUGUCUUUAUCUAAAAAAAUAUAUAUAUUUACAGAUUCAUUGAUUUUUUUUUUUUUUUUUAUCAUGUAGUGGAUCCUUGUAAAUGACAGACCAUGGUGCAGUUGUGUAGUAUACAAUGCUGUUUUAUCUUUGUGACUGAAAUAUUUGACCCAGCAAAGCUGCAGGGUGAGAUGCUGUAUUUACAGGAGUGAAAGCAUGUCAGCCAUCACUAUUCUAGAUAAGGAGUAAUUAAAAUGCAUAUGAUUUGAAUAAGAUUAUUGUUUAGACGUACUGUA